AUGGGUGUUCCACGGAGAAGCUGUAGAUACGCUCUCUCAGCCAAGAACCUGGCUACUGAUUGUUCACUGAGUGUUCACUAUGAGAACAAGUUGUCAGGAGCAGCUCAGAAAGUUAUAGCAACCAUGAAAACGAUGGUACAGCUUUUGGAAAGCCUUGGCUUUGUGGUUUCUGAACUGACGCAUGUUGCUGGUCAACACGCUCAAUUUGGCAAACAUAGGGGCCCAGUUAGCAUUACCAAGCAUUUUAAUGCCAAAUGGAUGACUGAACAAGGAAUUGGGCGCAGAGUGGCGAAGCCUGCCUGCGAGAAGGCAAGAGAGCACGGGCGGCGGCGGCAUCACUGGCUGCCGCAGGAGCCGCAGUCGCAGUCAUCUCCUCCGGUCUUCCUUCGUAACGAUGCCGCUGUUAGGUGCGCCUCUGAAAGUCAAGGCGUGCUCUGCGCCCUUGCCAUUGCGGCGGGGGCUGCUGCCGGCUGCAGGCAACCUUCUCCGUCUGAUACCGACGACAGUGCAACCGCUGUUGCUAAGAGCGGGGUUAAAUUCUCCCCCACGAUUCUGUCAUCAGUUUGGAGACUGGUUGUGAGAAGAACCUUGAUAUCGAAUAAGCUUCAUGGCGAAAACCCGAAAUCUUCAUGUGCAGGAACUUCCAUAGCAGGCUGUGGCCUUUUUUCAUCAAGCCAUGCAGGGCCCAGAAAGGGGACCAUGCUUUUAUUCAUGGUGGUGCCCCUUCCUGGGUUCGUGCAUGACAUUUCGGGAAUAAACCAAAUACCAGAAGUUUGUCAAACAUGCAAGACGCUACCGUUUCAAACACACCUAAGGAUAAAUCCCAUUGAAUGUGGUUGGGUUUACUUCAGAGCUGGAACCUCACUCCAGUCUGCAGAAUGUCACACACAUCAGAGGAGAAAGAAAAGAUCCAGAAAAGAGCUUUAAAUUGCAUAGCAAGCUGGGAGCUUUUACCAAAAACUGCGUAAAACUGAAGCAUCCAGUUGCUCUUUCAGAAUCUGAUGAAGAAUUAACAGUUAUGCUGCCUGCUAUAGAACUCUGUUUCCAUUGUGUUGCUCUGACAUAUCUGUAAAUAAACAGAUACGUUGCAAAGACAGCAUUAGUUACUUUCCAGUGUUCUCUCAUUCAGAGCAAAUUAAACUUUGUGCUGCUGCCCUGGACUUCUCACUGCGGAAGAAAAUAGGAAAUGUGUAACUUUUGCAAACAGAUUUGAGCCAGAUAAUUUGCUUGAAACUGUUUUUUAAAACCCCAAAUUUAUUUCAGUCAAACUAUGCCAUUUUCUUAAUUCCUGGGAAAUGCAACAGGCCUUCUUUCACUGAGUGAGUGUUUUAUGCAUCAGCUGAGUGUUUUAUUCAUCAUUUUAUGUUGUAUGUGUGUAUGUAUAUAUGCAUGUAUCUAUCUAUCUAAUAUAUUUUAUCUGCUCACAAAAUAGCAUACACACACACA
Messenger RNA from Hemicordylus capensis (graceful crag lizard), 1446 nucleotides. RefSeq lists its product as uncharacterized. Bases 1 to 927 code for a protein of 308 amino acids. Lineage: Eukaryota; Metazoa; Chordata; Lepidosauria; Squamata; Cordylidae. The transcript has 4 exons. The record is from RefSeq and is a predicted model, not a curated record.